GGAGCUGGGAGAAUGUCCCCAAAGGAGACUGAGUGGAGAGGAGUUUCACGAUGCCUUUUUACCUUUUGGUUAUGAAGCUAGAGUUCUGCUUUUCCAUCCAAUAUUGAUGGCACUUUAAGGAAGGAGCAGGAAGGUUUAUAUGGACUAUAAUGCAACCACCCCCCUGGAGCCAGAGGUUAUCCAGGCCAUGACCGAGGCCAUGCAGGAAGCCUGGGGAAAUCCCAGCAGUCCUUACCCGGCAGGUAGGAAGGCCAAGGAUAUUAUCAGUGCAGCUCGGGAAAGCCUUGCGAAGAUGAUAGGUGGGAAACCUCAAGACAUAAUCUUCACUUCUGGGGGCACGGAGUCAAAUAAUUUGGUAAUCCAUUCUGUGCUGCGGCACUUCCACAAAGUCCACGCCUCAGAGGGGGACGCGGCUGAGCGCCACCGCCUGGUGGAGGGGGCCAUGCCCCACUUCGUCACCUGCACCGUGGAACAUGACUCCAUCCGUCUGCCCCUGGAGCACCUGGUGGAAGAACAAGUGGCUGCGGUCACCUUUGUCCCGGUGUCCAAGGUGAACGGGCAGGCAGAGGCUGACGACAUCCUGGCUGCCGUCCGCCCGGCCACGUGCCUCGUGACCGUCAUGCUGGCCAACAAUGAGACCGGCGUCAUCAUGGUGCGUCCCUGGCGGGGAGAGGGGCCAGGCUCUGCGGGUGCUCGCGUCGCGCUGGGCCUCUUCUGUCCGUCUGCUCUUGGGCCCGUCCCUGAACUCGGCCGGCGCGUUGCCGCCCUGAACCAGCAGAGGGCAGCCGCGGGGCUGCCGCGCGUGCUCCUGCACACGGACGCCGCCCAGGCCUUGGGCAAGCGGCGCGUGGACGUGCGGGACCUGGGCGUGGACUUCCUGACUAUCGUGGGGCACAAGCUCUAUGGUCCGAGGAUUGGAGCGCUUUACGUCCGUGGGCUCGGUGAACGUACCCCGCUGUACCCGAUGCUGUUUGGAGGUGGGCAAGAACGGGGCUUCAGGCCAGGGACAGAGAACACCCCGAUGAUUGCCGGCCUUGGGAAGGCCGCUGAGCUGGUGACGGAGAACUGCGAGGCUUAUGAGGCCCACAUGAGAGCCGUUCGCGACUACCUGGAGGCGAGGCUGGUGGCUGAAUUUGAUAAGAAAAUCCAUCUCAACAGCCAGUUUCCAGGGACUGAGCGACUCCCGAACACGUGUAACUUCUCCAUCCAGGGACCCCAGCUCCAAGGCCGCCUGGUGCUGGCACAGUGCAGGACGCUGCUGGCCAGCGUGGGGGCUGCGUGCCAUUCGGACCAGGGCGACCGGCCGUCCCCGGUGUUGCUGAGCUGUGGCAUCCCCGCUGACGUGGCCAGGAACGCGCUCCGGCUCAGCGUGGGCCGUAGCACCACCCUGGCCGAGGUGGAUCUCGUGGUGCAGGACCUGAAGCAGGCGGUGGCCCGGCUGGAGGGCCAGGCCUAGCGCCCCGGCCGCCUCGCAGGAAGCCCUUCCGGGGGCUGUGCCAGGGUGACGCGCCUUCAUUUGUCCAUCUCUUCAUUUUGCCCUGGAGGGUCUGAGUGCAGUGACUCGUGGUUUGUGUGUACUCUGGGCUUCCCCCCACCCCCAUAUGCAGGUCAGCGGGGAGUGGGUCUGCUGGGCACACAGACCCCAGAGGUGCUUAUAGGCCCAGGACACAAACGCCUGCACGGACUGUCGCUGUUACUGCGCCCAGCAGCCUAGGCUGAAGUGGAAUGUGGCCACGCUGCCCUCUAGGAAGUCGGCUGAACCUGUCAUCAGCAUCCCCUUUCUGGGAUGUGGUGUUUUUAUCCUGAAGAUAAAAUCCUAGUAUUUAUAAUCAGUUGCCAGCUGCUAUCAUGAAAAUAGGAACCGUGACUUUUGGCUUCGAUCAGGGCCUCCCUGUAAAUGUCUGCAGAGCGGUCAGUAUGCCCCUGCGCCCUCCCCUCCGGGCCCUCCUCACGCUCUUUCCAGACAGGCCCUGCUCUCUGCUCAGUGGCCCCCGCUUCCUGGCCUUGCGCGUCUCUCAGGCUGCGGGCCACACUGCCUUCCCCACCCAGACUCUCCAGGCCCCUCCCGUCUUUUCCCCUUUGAUCAUUUACUCAGGUUCUCAGCCCAGACGGCACUGAGUUGUGGGGUGGCCGCUGCUCAGGUGGCUCUGGGCUGUUCCUGAGGUGGAAAGCCAGUUCAUCCCUGACUCUGCCUUCAUCUUAAUUUUAUCUGCAGAAGAAUGUUUAUCGUGACAAAUGCUUGUGGUGUUCUGAUACACAUCAGAUGUCACUUACAUAGGAAUGACUUUUUAAUUGAAUAACACGUAUUGUAUGGUUUUAAGGUGCAAAGAGCUACAUGAUGACAUUGAAGAAACAAUUAUGAGAAAUUAAGUGAACUAAUAAAAGAUUUCAGCGCUGUAUUGGA
This is a messenger RNA of Rhinolophus ferrumequinum (greater horseshoe bat), 2404 nucleotides long. It is a transcript of the gene SCLY, whose product is annotated as selenocysteine lyase. NCBI's taxonomy places the organism in Eukaryota, Metazoa, Chordata, Mammalia, Chiroptera, Rhinolophidae. The record is from RefSeq and is a predicted model, not a curated record. The transcript has 12 exons. The coding region runs from base 140 to 1456 and encodes 438 amino acids.